Messenger RNA from Pediculus humanus corporis (human body louse), 1071 nucleotides. RefSeq names its product cystinosin, putative. Bases 1 to 1071 code for a protein of 356 amino acids. Gene Ontology annotation, cellular component: lysosomal membrane. NCBI's taxonomy places the organism in Eukaryota, Metazoa, Arthropoda, Insecta, Psocodea, Pediculidae. The transcript has 6 exons. Gene Ontology annotation, biological process: L-cystine transport. Gene Ontology annotation, molecular function: L-cystine transmembrane transporter activity. The record is from RefSeq and is a predicted model, not a curated record.
AUGUUUGGAAAAAUAGUUUACACGUUGUUAUUGGGUCGUCUUGUCACGUGCAAUCUCAUAUUCAAACCGCAAGAUGUUCUUUUGGAAAUCGAUGAUAUCGUACAAUUCGAAGUCUUGUUCACGAGCGAGGGUAAAAAUGAAAUUUUACAACUUUACACGAGUCAAAAAAACAUUGUGGAAAUAUUAAACGAAAACGUGACUCUGUCUAAGGGCGAUAGGAAAAUUUUACACAUAAAGGGUGAAAAUUCCGGUCACGUUAUAAUCCUUGGUAAUUUAACAAAGAGACCGGAUGUUAAUACGGAGGAAGCCAUAGUGAGAGCAUCUGUCGGAAAAUCUUCCGUUUGGAUAAUAUUAUCCGACAUAACGGGAUGGCUUUAUUUUGCCGCAUGGUCGUUUUCAUUUUAUCCUCAAAUCUAUGAAAAUUGGAGGAGGAAAAGCGUCGUCGGAUUAAAUUUUGAUUUUCUCGCAUUAAACUGUUUGGGAUUUUUUCUUUAUUCUGCAUUCAAUAUCGGUUUGUACGCCGUGAAACCCAUAAAACAAAGUUUUCACGACAGGUAUCCCUACAGCGUGAAUCCCGUACAAAUCAACGACAUUGUUUUUUCUCUCCACGCUCUCGUAGCCGUUAUAGCAACCCUCGUUCAAUGUUUUAUUUACGAGAGAGAAAAUCAAAAAGUUUCCAUUGCGACGAAAAUUCUUUUCGGUCUUUUUCUAGGAUUUUUAGGAAUAAGUAUCGUAUUAGCUUGCACUUCAGUUAUUCAACCCAUCGAUUUUCUUUAUCAUUGUUCAUAUGUUAAAUUGUCAAUUACUUUUAUUAAAUACAUACCGCAGGCGUACAUGAAUUUUAGGAGAAAAUCAACGGUUGGAUGGAGCAUAGGAAACAUUUUUCUCGAUUUGAUCGGUGGGAUUUUAUCAAUGUUGCAAAUGAUAAUAAAUUCAUAUAAUUUCGACGACUGGGAAAGUAUUUUCGGUGAUUUUACUAAAUUCGGAUUGGGAAUGUUUUCAGUGCUUUUCGAUUUGUUUUUUAUGUUUCAACAUUACGUUUUGUAUAAACGAGUACAGGUCCUUGAUUAG